AUGUUGGAGGCGUCGCUGGGCAGGAACUUCUCUCACAGCGCCUUCGUGUUCAGAGGUUUCCCCGAGCUGCAGAAACACAGCCGGCUGCUGGCGCUGCCGUUCUCCACCUGCUACCUGACGAUGCUGGUGGGAAACUGCCUGCUGGUGUACGUUAUCCGCCAUGUGGAGAGGCUGCACAGCCCCAUGUACCUCCUCAUCUGCACGCUCUGCGUGGUCGACAUCCUCGUGGUGACCACCAUCCUCCCCAACACGCUCCUCGGCCUCCUCUUCGACUGGGACCAGAUCUCGUUGGCUGGCUGCUUGACUCAGAUGUUCUUCACUCACUUCCUGUCCUCUCUGGAGUCGACGCUGCUGCUGGCGAUGGCGCUGGACCGCUACGUGGCCAUCUGCCAGCCACUGCGCUACGCCAAACUCAUGGACUUGUCCGUGUUCGUGAAGCUGCUGCUCUUCACUCUGGUCCGCAGCGGCUCCAUCAUGGCGACGCUGGUGGCGUUGGCGGGCUCGCUGUGGUUCUGCGACUCCAACACCAUCCGGCACUGCUACUGCGACCACAUGGCGCUGGUCAGCCUGGCAUGUGGCAGCACGGAGAAGAACAGCGUGGCGGGCCUCGCUGUGAUCGUCUGCUUUGUGGGCAUGGACAUACCGCUCAUCUUCUUCUCCUACAUGAAGAUCCUGAGCGUUGUCUUGAGAGCGGCGGCCGCCGGUGAGGAACGCAGGAAGGCGUUUCACACCUGCGGCACUCACCUGAUCGUCAUAAUGUGUUUCUACCUGGUGGGGAGCGUCACGUUCCUCUCUCACAACCUGAGCAUCCCCAUACCGACGGACGUCAACACCUUCAUGGGACUCAUGUACAUUGUGUUCCCGGCGACGGUCAACCCCAUCAUCUAUGGAGUUCGGACGAAAGAAAUCCGAAACGGCUUUUUUAGGCUUUUUAAAGUCAGGGAGAAGAAAAUAAUGAUGGUGAAAGUUUCUCCUGCUGGAAAACUGUGA
Messenger RNA from Anoplopoma fimbria (sablefish), 990 nucleotides. RefSeq names its product odorant receptor, family 55, subfamily E, member 1 (gene or55e1). The record is from RefSeq and is a predicted model, not a curated record. Gene Ontology annotation, molecular function: G protein-coupled receptor activity; olfactory receptor activity. Gene Ontology annotation, cellular component: membrane. The coding region runs from base 1 to 990 and encodes 329 amino acids. Lineage: Eukaryota; Metazoa; Chordata; Actinopteri; Perciformes; Anoplopomatidae. The transcript has a single exon. Gene Ontology annotation, biological process: G protein-coupled receptor signaling pathway.